This is a messenger RNA of Lutra lutra (Eurasian river otter), 4766 nucleotides long. It is a transcript of the gene FDX1, whose product is annotated as ferredoxin 1. Gene Ontology annotation, cellular component: mitochondrion. The transcript is spliced from 4 exons. Bases 185 to 721 code for a protein of 178 amino acids. Gene Ontology annotation, molecular function: 2 iron, 2 sulfur cluster binding. Lineage: Eukaryota; Metazoa; Chordata; Mammalia; Carnivora; Mustelidae. The record is from RefSeq and is a predicted model, not a curated record. Gene Ontology annotation, biological process: P450-containing electron transport chain; positive regulation of oxidoreductase activity.
UUUAUAGGUCACCCGGAAGGCGCGCGCAGCCCGCGGUCGCCGCACCGAGCAGGCCCUCGCCGGGACCCCAGCCGCGGCGUUCCUCCCCGCGGACCCCCGGGCGUCCGGCGCCGGCGCGGCGGCCUGUUCGCAGUCGCCGAGCCAAACGCUGCCGUCGCUUCCGGUCGUUACGUGACCACCGGCUAUGGCCGCCGCGGGGGGCGCCCGGCUCCUGCGCGUCGCCUCCGCAGCCCUGGGCAGCGCGGCCCGUCGCUGGCUGCUCGUCGCCGGACCCCGCGCGGCCCCGGGCCGGGGCGGCGGCGCGGGGGAGCUGCCCCGGACGCUGAGCGUGUCGGCGCCGGCGCGGAGCAGCUCAGAAGAUAAAAUAACAGUUUACUUCAUAAACCGUGAUGGUGAGACAUUAACAGCCAAAGGAAAAGUUGGUGACUCUCUCCUGGAUGUUGUGAUCGAAAAUAAUCUAGAUAUUGAUGGUUUUGGUGCAUGUGAGGGAACCCUGGCUUGCUCCACCUGUCACCUCAUCUUUGAAGAGCACAUAUUUGAGAAGCUAGAAGCAGUCACGGAUGAGGAAAAUGACAUGCUCGAUCUGGCCUACGGACUAACAGAUAGGUCUCGAUUGGGCUGCCAGAUCUGUUUGACAAAGGCUAUGGACAAUAUGACAGUGCGAGUACCUGAUGCUGUGGCUGAUGCCAGACAAGCCGUGGAUGCGGGCAAGAACUCCUAAGCCAGAAAAAAUUGGAAUAUUUUCACAAAAUUUUACCUAUUUUUAUAAUUAUUACUUCUUAAUGUAAUUACAUGAGAACAUGGGUGAAAGGGUUUGUUAUUAUGAUUAGCUUUACCACUUUAAUUGACCUUACAUAACUGUUGCAUUUUGUAGUUCUAAAAGUAUGCAACUGUUAUUUUGGUUCACUUACAAAAAGCAAAUCAAAUAUUAGAAAAUACUUAGUAUUAUAAAACCUUACAUAUUUCACCUUAUGUUUGUCUAACAACUUUAGCAAGAUAUUUUCACCUAAAUCUUAUUCCUAAUUACAUGUAAGUUAGGUUAAAAAACGUUUUAUUUUUCCCUUUUAGAUGUGGGUGAAGGCAGAGAUAAAAAAUGGCUUGUCUGGAGCCACAGGACAAAUGAGAAAAUAUGUACUAGAACUCAUAUCUUCUUAGUACAAGUUUCGUGUUCAGACUGAAACUAGAGAAAUUAGGAGUAUCUUAUCAACAGCAAUAAUUAAAUGAACAAAACUAAUCGCUCAGUAAACCACUUAAUUUCAAAGACUAUCGCUGCCUCUCAAUAAAGAUUUCAGAAUUGUGAUCCAGUGAAAGUGUCUGGACUUCCUCACAGCUGGGGGCUGGUUUCCGAGAGCCAGCACCCUGCGGGGCUGCUCAUGGGCCAGGCAGAAGCUGCAUCCUGUCCGUGACUAGUUCUGGAAGUCACACAGCACCACUUCUGCCUCUCUUCUCAUGAGCAGUGAGGCAUUGACUCUGGCCCCUCGUUUGAAGAGAGGGUGUCAGAGAACUUGCAGACGUGGUUUAAAGCUACCACAGUAACCAUUACUUUGAGGUUAGCUUCUGGCACGUUACUGCCUGAGAAGACUGGCCUUCUAAGUGUUCUGAACGUUUCAAGAAGGGCUGGAUUUUGCUCUUACAUUGCAUUUUGAAAGAUUCUUGUGUAUUCUUUAUUAUGAUGGUUCAUUGGUUUUCUUCUCUAACUCCCAAUAGUUUUCUUCCUGACAGUUGGUUAAAAUCAGAGAGAAUAAUGGUGGGUUCCCUUUCAAUGCCGUGUAAUUUUAGUUAACAUUUCUCUGCAUUUUGCCAUCAAGAAAGGCAGCUUCCUUUGGCAUAAUAGUAUGUAUAAUUGUUGGUUACAUGCUAACACUUAAUAUUGUAUUUGGUUUUCACAAAUAAAACCAACCUGUAAUUACAUAUGUAAUUCAGAGCUACUGAAUUAGUUUUCCAAGUGAACGAUUCAAAGAAUUUUGAAAACCUUUUGCCUAACUUUCACUGUGAAAAUAAUUGUCUAAUUUUUGUCUUAAAGGACAACUUUCUUAUUUUCUUGAUGACUAUUUAAAUAUUAUGGUGAUCUGUGUAGUUUCUAUCUUAGUCAUUUAGCAUUUAUCAGAACAAUUACACUUCGCUUAAAAAAUUGUUUUCUUAGGGGGGAACUUAGAUUCAUUAUAUGUUUUCUCAUCUUUUUCUUCUUGUUUUACAAUUCUUUUAAUUGCUUUUCCUGCUCCUAAACUCCCUGAAGUUUUGUGGCAAACCACAUUUUGGAUCAGAAUUUGUUAGGUGGAUUUCUUAUUUAUAGGCUAACUUACCACUCUAUAAAAACAAGAAAUAAUGUGUUUUAUGCACAUUCUAAAAAUAGUACAUGAAACUUUAUUCUAAGUGUAAACUGUUCAAAGGUAUUCAAACAUUAUACCCAAACUUUGUUUCCUAUUAGAGAAAUAUUUAAGAAUAGAAAUAUGAUCUUGGUUAAGCAACAACAGGAUUCCUUUCAUGUGUCAACACAUCGCAUGAUAUCAAGAUGUUGUUAUCAGAUUUUCUUUUGUUUAUAAGUUUCUAGAAACUUAAAAAUUAGAAAACCAUCUGGCAGGAGGAAGACAUGAUCACUUGCAGACACAGAGUGGUUAUUACAGAACAGAAACAGGGGGUUAAAAGACCAUUUAAAUCUACCAGAGACCAUUGAGAAGGGAAGUGGAUGGGAAAGGUCUCUGUAGUGAGAGGCGUUACUUCUGCAGAAACUUAGUAAGAAAUCAUCUAAUCAUUGUCCUCAUUCCUCUUUCCCUUUGACUCUCAUCUGCCCAUCUUACCACCUGGAUAUAGGAUUUGUCAUUUAAUUUUUAGACAUGGUUUGAUGUUAAAAAAUUAAGCAGAGCCUUCACGCCUUUCUGCUUCCCUCUGUCUAUGAGCCGCUGCUGAAGCCAUGACCCCUCAGCUUGGUUCACCCAGUCGUCUUUACCCUCCCUCAUCUGCCCGAGGCCUCUGCCUCAGACUGCCCGUUACAGCAUUUCCUGCAUUUGGCAUUAUGUAGCCUUAUUACAUGCAGCACUUACUACAUUUGCCCCCUGAUAAGACAAAGCUUUUUCAGAAUAAGGACUGGGUUGUGUUCAUCUUGGUAACUGCGGUGUCUAUCGUGGUAUUUGUCCCACAGUAGGUGUAUCAUAAAUACUUGAGUUAAACAAAACCUGGUCUUCUAAGGAGUGUGUUGCUCUGUGGCAACCUCCCGUUACGGAUGAGACCGCAUGAGCUCAAUACGGACCUAUGUCCUGAGCCUGCCUCUUCACUCCAACUUAACAGAAAUCAGGACACACCGGUUUUCCCGAGAGAGCAGAUAAUUUCCACUGUAUUAAGAAGGAUUGUUCAACUCGUCAUCUUUUUUAAACAUACCUUGAAUGAAAAAGCUUUUGAGUGGGCUAAAGUCAGGCGUCUCUGCUGGUCUUGGAUCUUCCAGGUAGGUAGUCCUUGAAAUACAAGUGCUGAGAUCCUGUAGGUGGUACAUGGUCUCCGUGCCCUUGAGUCACGUGACACCAUCAUGAUGAAGCCUCCAGAUGGGUGCUUCUCCAUCUGGGGAGUGUCUGCCAUCAUGUAUUUCGCAAAGCCUCAGUGAUUUCCCAUCAGCGUUAGGCUUUCUGUUGGUCCUAAUGAGGAUUCCUUAAGGCAGUGAAAAGGGAUAGUUAGUUAGUUCACAGACUGUUUUCCCACACCACACAAACCAAAGACUGAGAAAAAUUGAGAAACACAUUGUUCUUAAUAUUUUUAUUUUAAUGUCCUAUCUUUAAUAGAGUCUUACUUGGUUUCUUAACUGAACUCCAAAGACUGAGUGUGUCUCAGAGAGAUAGCAAGGUAGCUCUCCUUUGCCAUGAGGGAAAAGCAUGGGGUUUAUUGUUUGAAGACCUGGGGACUGUUUAAAAAAACCUAUCUAAAACUUGAAAAUAAAGCAAAAAGAUUACUACUGCAGGUCACUUUAAGGUGGUACUUGGAGGAUGUCUAACUGGGCACCGAGGAUCACCUGAUGCUCUAAGAAAGGGGCAUUAGCAGACUAUGUCCUGUAGGUCAAAUCCAGCCCACCACCUGCUUUAGGUCACUAAGCCCUACUGGCGUGCAGCCCAGCUCAUCUCUUACUUACUGCCGCGGGCUUUCAUCUGAUAGUAGCAGAGUUGAGCAGUUAUGACAGAGACAGAUGACUUAUAACACCUAAAAUAUUUGUUGUCUGGCCUUAUACAGAAAAAGUUUGCUGACCCUGGCUCCAGGGAAGAUAACUUUGACUUAGUACUUACUAGCGACUAGGACCCAGUCCCUCUAAAGUUAGACUUUUUUUUUUUAAAGGUUUAUUUGUUUGAGAGAGAAAGAGUGUGCCCAUGUGCACACAAGCAGGGGGAGGGGCAAACAGAGAGGGAGAGAAGGAGGGAGCGAUCCAAGGGCUCUGAGAUCAUGACCUGAGCCAAAAUCAAGAGUCAGACGCUUAACCGACUGAGCCCCCUGGUGCCCCAUCUGAAGUUAGAUGUUAAGUACCUUAGAGAAGAUUGUUAAGUUGCAAAGGUUUUUUUGUUUUGUUUUGUUUUGUUUUUUGGUAGAAAAGUAACUGAGAGUUAUGGUGUCUUGCCUUGUAGGGUCUCAUCCUGUCCUCCGGCUGCCUGGGCAGUCUCCUCCAGCACUGUUUCCCACUGCAUGUGUGUGUGUGUGUGUUUGCUUCUCAUGUCCUUCUUUGAACCAGCUUUGUCAUUCUGCUGGUCCCCUCAUUAAUGAGUUAAAUAAAUCUUUGAUAUAUGCUCACCAUG